GGCCCAAUCUAUCUAUCUCUCCCUCUUCAGCCGCCCCUCCCCUCCCCUCGUUAGCAGCUAGGGUUUCCUCUCGUCCCCGAUUUCCCGAUCUCCAACCCCAUGGCGGCCGCCGACGACUCCAAGAAGAUGAUCACCCUCAAGUCCUCCGACGGCGAGGUGUUCGAGGUGGAGGAGGCGGUGGCGAUGGAGUCGCAGACCAUCCGCCACAUGAUCGAGGACGACUGCGCCGACAACGGGAUCCCGCUCCCCAACGUCAACUCCAAGAUCCUCUCCAAGGUCAUCGAGUACUGCAACAAGCACGUCCAGGCCGCCAAGCCCGCCUCCGCCGACUCCGCCGCCGCCGCCGCCGACAGCUCCUCCGCCGCCGCCCCGCCCGCGCCCGCCGAGGACCUCAAGAACUGGGACGCCGAGUUCGUCAAGGUCGACCAGGCCACCCUCUUCGACCUCAUCCUCGCCGCCAACUACCUCAACAUCAAGGGCCUGCUCGACCUCACCUGCCAGACCGUCGCCGACAUGAUCAAGGGCAAGACCCCCGAGGAGAUCCGCAAGACCUUCAACAUCAAGAACGACUUCACCGCCGAGGAGGAGGAGGAGAUCCGCAGGGAGAACCAGUGGGCUUUCGAGUAGAGCCACACUACCCUGCCGCGGCCGCGUUGAUGAUGGAUCCUGAAACUCGCUAUUUCCGACGCUGCUACUACCUUUUAUGUAAUAAUUAUCUUUGAGUCGAGGUCCGGUUUAUGAACAUCUAUCUAUCUAUCUUCGGUGGUUGUUUAUGUCUGGAACAAAAACUAUAUGUUCAGUCGGUUUUAUCUAUGAACAUCUAUCCUCAGUAGUUGGUUA
Molecule: messenger RNA, 840 nt
Organism: Lolium perenne
Lineage: Eukaryota; Viridiplantae; Streptophyta; Magnoliopsida; Poales; Poaceae
Product: SKP1-like protein 1
Biological process (GO): ubiquitin-dependent protein catabolic process
Source: RefSeq, a predicted model, not a curated record